UCAGUAGAUACCAUAUAUGUAAUCCAAUCCAAGGCCAUUUUUAUUUCUAUUUUCUAUAUUUAAUCUUAAACCAAUACAUAUUUAUAUUUACAAGGAUUUACUAUCCUUAAUCGUGUAAAAAAUUUUCUGCAAUCUCAUGUCUGCUUUGGCUUACAUUUGUGAUUACGGAAGCGAAGAAGAGACUACAGAUAGUGAAAAAGAAGAUACUGAGAAUUUAGAAAAGUUAAAGUUACCAACCCCGAAUCUAAGUGGAGUCUCUGUUGUGUUGUCAGAAGAACAUAUUGAUAACCCCUCACUUCACAGUGGGCGUACUCGUUCUUUUCCACACAUAAGAGGAAAUUGGGCCACAUUUAUAUAUGUUGAAUAUCCGAAUAAGGGAAAUCUAUUUCAAAUAAUAGAAAAAUUAGAGGCUUUAGUAAAAUCUGUUGAUGAAUCAUGUAUGGUAUGUGAGGAUGUACACAUAAGCCUAUCUAAAACAUUUGUUUUAAGAUAUCACAUGAUAAAGUCCUUUACAUCAACAUUACAGAAUGUGCUAAAUAACAACAACAGUUUUAUAUUGAACUUUGAUUCUGUUGAAGUAUAUUGUAAUGAAGAAAAUACUCGUACAUUUAUUGCCCUUGGAGUAGAUGCUUUAAGUCAUGCCUAUUUGAAUAAUAUACUCAAACAAAUAAACACUCUUUUAGAUGAUUUCAAACUACCAACAUUUUAUGAGAAUCCAUCGUUUCAUAUGAGCAUUCUAAGUGUGAAUGGAAAUAAAAAAGAUUUACUGUUGAAAAUUUUAAACAACUUAUAUGAUAUUUUUAUACAACAAAAAUAUAUACUAAAAUCCGAAAACAUCAACAAGGUAAAUUGCAAAAGUGGAAAUAAAAUUUAUCAGUACUGUUUAAAGUAACUUCAACAAUGGAUAGAAAUCCAAAUAAAGUAUACAUUAACCCAAAUUUUCAAAGAACUCCUCUUAAAAAUGCAUGGUCAUUUCAACAUUCAGACAAUACUAAUUUAUAUCAAUAUGGUUCACAAUUGCAAAAUGUUGAAGCUGUAAACAGAU
Messenger RNA from Vanessa atalanta (red admiral), 1045 nucleotides. Its product is annotated as U6 snRNA phosphodiesterase 1. Gene Ontology annotation, molecular function: 3'-5'-RNA exonuclease activity. Bases 137 to 892 code for a protein of 251 amino acids. Gene Ontology annotation, biological process: U6 snRNA 3'-end processing. NCBI's taxonomy places the organism in Eukaryota, Metazoa, Arthropoda, Insecta, Lepidoptera, Nymphalidae. Gene Ontology annotation, cellular component: nucleus. The transcript is spliced from 5 exons. The record is from RefSeq and is a predicted model, not a curated record.